Molecule: messenger RNA, 2181 nt
Organism: Tigriopus californicus
Lineage: Eukaryota; Metazoa; Arthropoda; Copepoda; Harpacticoida; Harpacticidae
Exons: 2
Coding region: 141-2111 (656 amino acids)
Molecular function (GO): protein binding; RNA binding
Source: RefSeq, a predicted model, not a curated record
UCUUCUUCACAUUUUCUGGAGGAAAGAAGGAAGGAACAACGUCAAAUGUGCAACCGUCUGGUUAAUGCCCAACCAUCUUAGCCACGAGAUUUUAGCUCGUAUGACAGGCAUCAUCCCACCCAUCAGUACCACCUUCCGGCAUGACUUCGAGCUCGGACUCGGAGUCGUUUCGACGUCAACUGGCCAUAUCCGAGCUGCCACAUGGAAUCACUCAAGAGGCCUUAAGAAUGGCCUUCCAAACAUUUGGACCCAUUUCUCAGGUUCACUUGUCCAAACAUCCUGGGAUCGGUUUCGUCACAUUCGAGGAUGAAAUGGCGGCCUUGGAAGCCAUGAAACGAGUCCCAGAGGUCCAAGGAAGCACUGUGAAGGUCCACUUUGCCAUGAGCACGCCUUCGUUGAUGAAGUGGUUUCCAGUGACGGGUCACAAGCGACAAGUGCACUUUCCUCGGGCCUUAUUGAGAACUAGUCGACACAAUUGUCCCGCCAUGAACCCGAACAACUCGUUCAAGCAGUUUCUAAAGAAUCCACAAGCCCACAAUCUGAUGAAGACCGGCAAAAGUCACAAUGCUCAUGUCGGCCAUUCGAAUAAACGGGAUCUGAGACUGGUCACUCAUGUGUCCACGAUUCUGCACGCCCAAAAAAAUUCAACGCCGGUCACAUCGGACAAAUUCGAUCCGGCAGAAGAAAGCCAGUUUCCUCUUGAAUGGUUUCCUCACAUUUUUAGCAAUGUUCUAUGGCGAUUAGACUCGGUAUCAUUGACCCGUAGUCGAUUGGUUUGCCACAAGUGGAACACCUUUAUUCGGGAUUACGUUUUAGAAUCCCGAGGCACUCAAGCGCGUCUUUUGGAUCGGUGGCAACGAUUGGAUUGUCGGGUCACACCCGUGUUUCCGCGAGAUUUCUCGGAUCAAGCUUUAGUGGUUCAGCAAAUCCUGGGCUAUCGAAAUGUGACGUGUUUGAAAUGCGACGAAUUAGAACUUAUCCUGGGUCUCGACAACGGGAACGUAGAAAUCUAUGAUCGGGGCAGUCUCAAAGUGAAGACCAUUUUGGUGGGCAAGGCAUCUCUACCACCCACUCAGGUCGAGAUGAACGCCGAAAUAUUUCUGGUGAUUUACGUCUCUGGUCUAGGAAUGGUGAAGAAUAUUGUUUCUUGUCAGAUUUUCGACCGGAAGACCAAAACCUUUCUGUCAUCCAUCGAUCACAACAAUGGACCCGAGUUUUUAUUCCUGGGGAUUGAUAACAAAUUUUACUCAGGCUCUUCGGACGGGGUGGAUGUCACUGAUCUCAUGAACUACAUUGAACAUGGCGGCAAGAGAGAUUGUACCGAGCGAUUGACCCAUUUUGAAGAGGGAAUGCGUCUAGAUGCCAUGGAUAUUGAUCAUGGAUAUGGAAUGAUCCUCAGCGUCGAAUCCAAUGAGCACGCUUUCUAUCUUGAAGAUCGAGUCAGGAUCAAGUUGCGAUACAUAACGCACGCCUCUGAGAUUAAUGCCAACGACUUUCUGAGCUUGCCCGCUCUAAGUGACUUAGAGAUCGAAGAGGAACGCUUGCUCAAAGCCAUUUGCCUUACGACAGAGUUGCGAUAUCCUCUGGCAUUGUGUGUCUUUUCUAAUACCAAUGGCCACUUUGACCAUUUUCAAUCCAAAGGAGCGCCUUUCGUCUUAAUCCGUGUCUUUGACCUCUUGAAACAACGUUGUUUGCGCACUAUUAUUUUGGACCACAUGUGGAUCAAGGAACGCGCAUUUCUGCCCUAUGAUGAAGAUUCCGGGGUGGUGUGCGUGAAAUUCAAUCAAGAUCACUUAGUGGUGGGUUUCCAAACUGCGGCUGGUCCCCAGGAUGGCGCCUUGUUCGCUUGGAACAUGAACCAGGUUCUUGAUGAAGGGAUCCCUUCCACGGAACUUGAGCUAGUCUCGUUCCAGCCACCCCAAUAUCAUCGUUCCAGUCUGGAGGGCCAUUCAGGUGGAGUUCGUUUGGUUCAUCUAGACAAGUUCCAACUUAUUGCUGUGAAUGCGUGUUCCCAUCAAAUAACGACCAGUUGUAUUGAAAGGGGGGACAAAUCGGUGAAACACAAUGUUCUUGUUCACGACUUCUGGACCUCGAAGCCUUCUAUUACAUGAACCAACCAAAAUCUGACAAUUGAAAUUUAGAAAGACAGCAAUAACGCUAUCUAUAAAGGCCUUAAACUCG